GUGCCCUCCCUCCUGUCUCCACCAGCUCCUGCCUCUCAAUGAUUAGCUCUCUGUUCCCUCUUCUUCCCCCCAAAAACCCUCAUUUUCUCUCUCUAAACUCCUUCACUCACAAACCAUAAUCCCCCACACUUUCUCUCUCUACGGAUUCUGCUUCACUUACGAUUCCACCGUUGCUUCGCUUGAUCAUGUCAAAUACAGAGGGAGCCACUAACGGAGUAUCAAAUGGCGCUACAAUUGACCCGCUAAGGCAGCAGCAGCCGCAGGGGAACGGCGUUCUAGCAGUGAAGAAGCCGCCGUCUAAGGACCGGCACAGCAAGGUAGACGGACGUGGACGGAGAAUCAGGAUGCCGAUUAUUUGUGCGGCCAGAGUGUUUCAGCUCACACGCGAGCUAGGUCACAAGUCCGAUGGUCAGACCAUCGAGUGGCUGCUCCGCCAGGCUGAGCCCUCAAUUAUCGCCGCAACUGGGACUGGUACUACACCGGCUAGUUUCUCCACGGUUUCCGUGUCUGUUCGAGGGGGAAACUCCACUACCUUGACUUCCUCCACUUCGUCAAAUCUUUCUUCUCUCGAUCACAAGCCUUUGCUUGGUCCGCCUUUUAUACUCGGCAAGCGAAUUAGCACCGAGGAUGAUAACGGCAAGGACGAUGGUGGUGGUAUGACGGUGGGGCCCAUUGUGGGUUCGCUAGCACAGACGACUGCUGUUCCGACGGGAGGUUUUUGGGCGUUGCAGCCGCGGGCGGACUUUUGGGGCUUUGCUGCUGGACCGCCGGAGAUGGUUUCUCAACAGCAGACCUUAUUUAUGCAGCAACAGCAGGCGGCGGUUGCGGCAGCCAUGGGGGAGGCAUCGGCAGCGAGGGUGGGAAAUUACCUUCCGGGACAUCUCAAUUUAUUGGCUUCGUUGUCAGGUGGACCGGGUAGUUCUGGUCGGAGAGAGGAUGAUGCCCGUUGAUAUUUGGUAUUGAAGACUGAACGUUGUGGUGGUGGUUGGUAUAUAUAUGAAUGUGGUUAUGUGUAUCCUUCUUAUUGUUCUUUGUGUGUGAAGAUGGGAAAUAAUUGUAGUGGAUUUUAGGGUUAGAAGUUUAGGAUUUGGGGUAAUUUGGGAACUUUUAAGCAUGAAUUAAUGCAUUCAAUUAGGGUUUGUUAGUGAUCAAUGGGAGAUUAACUAGCAUUUUGAAGUUCAAAUUGUUUAGGUUUUGAGGAGCUUUUGUUGGAAGAGAAUUGGAGCAAAGAACUAGGUUUGAAGAUUGAAAAUCUCGGUACGAUUGAGAGGGUUUUGUGGAAUUUGGGGUUUUGUUUGAAUUCCGUGAUUGCCUUUGUUUGUUCUGGUUGGAAAACAGCAAAUGGUGCUAAUUCCACCUGUUGCAGUCUGAAAUUUGACUGCCAGUGUGCAAGAAUUAGGUAAUUGUUGUUGCUUCAAGGAAACAAUGAACGAAUUCUGAAGGUUUUAAAGGGACAAUGGAUCCUUUAUUUGUUGCAGAAUUUGUUCUAAUUCGGUGUGUAAUCCCAGUCAUUGUGUCGGAAUAUUUUCCUCUGUGGCUGGCAGGGAUUGUUUUAUUGGCUGCAAUUUGGAUUACUAUGGAAGGUUUGCAUAAUUCAUGAUUGGCUGUGGAAAUAUGAAAUUGUCUUGGUUCCAUCUCUUCCAAUUUCACAGCAUUUGUUUUGGACUGGUGAUCUCAAAUAGAGACAUGGUGUGUGAGAAAUGAAAGGCUCUGGUGCCUCUCUGUAAUACCUCUGUUUUGGAAAAAUUCUUCAGUAUUUUAGUCAUUUCUUCUCAGAUUCAUCUGUGUGAAAAUAAUGUAUUGCAUAUAUGUAGGUGGAUUGUUUGUGGGUGCCUGUGUUUGUGAAUAAAAAAAACCCAUUUCUUUAUCUUGAAUGGUAUUUUCUUGCUCAUUCCCUCC
Messenger RNA from Tripterygium wilfordii, 1899 nucleotides. Its product is annotated as transcription factor TCP21-like. The transcript has a single exon. Gene Ontology annotation, molecular function: sequence-specific DNA binding; DNA-binding transcription factor activity. The record is from RefSeq and is a predicted model, not a curated record. Gene Ontology annotation, cellular component: nucleus. Gene Ontology annotation, biological process: regulation of circadian rhythm. Bases 186 to 950 code for a protein of 254 amino acids. NCBI's taxonomy places the organism in Eukaryota, Viridiplantae, Streptophyta, Magnoliopsida, Celastrales, Celastraceae.